Molecule: messenger RNA, 1392 nt
Organism: Lachancea fermentati
Lineage: Eukaryota; Fungi; Ascomycota; Saccharomycetes; Saccharomycetales; Saccharomycetaceae
Source: the annotation of a GenBank genome assembly
AUGAGCGACGACGCGGGCGAGGUUUACUGCUCCAAAGACGUGACCACCAAGGUCUUCCAGAAGCUGGCCUUGAAACAAGAGAACCGAGUGUGCUUCGAUUGUGGCACCAAAAACCCAACCUGGACCGCAGUACCCUUCGGUGUCAUGCUCUGCAUCCAGUGCUCCGCGGUCCACAGAAACCUGGGGGUCCACAUCACGUUUGUCAAAUCCUCCAACCUGGACAAAUGGACCGUCAACAACUUGCGAAGGUUCAAACUCGGGGGGAACCACCGUGCGCGCGAGUACUUCUUGAAGCAUAACGGGAAGCAGUUCCUGGGAACCAACGUCGAUGCCCGUAUGAAGUACACCAGCAGCGUGGCCAAGAAUUACAAAGCGCAUUUGGACAAGAGAGUCGCCCAGGACAUGGAGGCUUACCCGGGCGAGAUCGUGCUUUCCGCCGAAGACGACGCCGCGGACACCUCGUCGGGCUCUUCGUCUGUGAGUUCUUCCAAAAACAACAGCGUGGAUGAUUUUUUCUCCAAUUGGGAGAAACCUGCCGCCAGUUCGCCCUCCCCAAAGAUCUUGAGUCCCGUCUCCACCGGCAACUCGAGAAACGGUUCCAAAACGUCACUUCUCUCCUCUAGCAGCUCUAGAAGAAGAACCGCCACUGCUCCAACUGCAACCAAGAAACACUCCAUCCUGUCUUCUAGCCGAAAACCAACCAGACUCGCCGCCAAGAAAGUCGACAAAUCCGAGGCCGAGGAUCUCUUUGACGAAUUCGAAAAAGCCGCUAAGCAGGAAGAACAAGAUGCCCCGGUCCCACGUAUCACUUCCAAGAAGGUGGUCAAUGCAGAUGAGCCCAAACCCGUCAAGAUAACUUCCCUUUCCCACACUUCGGAAACUUCAGAAUACAACGACGGUGUUGCAUUUGACGAGAUCAAGAAAGAGUCUAUACAACCCAGCGUGGAGUCACUUCAGCCAAAGCUUGCCAAGCUCGGCUUCGGUAUGACCAUGAACGAUGCCAAUGACCUAGCUGCCAAGGCCCAAGAGGCCAAAAGGGCCGCCAGUGGACCUAAAUACACCGGUGAAGUAGCGUCCAAGUUUGGUAACCAGAAAUCCAUCUCGUCCAACCAGAUGUUCGGAAGAGGUGACUACGAUGAGGCUGCCUCCAAGGAGGCGCAAGAUAAGUUGAAGACUAAUUUCAAUAAUGCCACCUCGAUCUCAUCCUCAUCUUACUUUGGAGAAGAAGAGGAAAAAGACGAAUUCGGCCGCCCAGUAGUGCAUGGUCAAGGCAACAACGGGUUUGUGGACUUCAACAGCGGCGCUGAUGACGAAUUCCAAAUGUUGAAAGAUGUCGUGGAGCAAGGGGCACAGAAAUUUGGGAACUAUCUAAGGGAUUAUUUGAGAAACUGA